Molecule: messenger RNA, 2337 nt
Organism: Rhagoletis pomonella (apple maggot)
Lineage: Eukaryota; Metazoa; Arthropoda; Insecta; Diptera; Tephritidae
Product: glycerophosphocholine phosphodiesterase GPCPD1-like
Exons: 2
Coding region: 36-1925 (629 amino acids)
Biological process (GO): glycerophospholipid catabolic process
Molecular function (GO): starch binding; glycerophosphocholine phosphodiesterase activity
Source: RefSeq, a predicted model, not a curated record
AAAGUUGCGCUUCGUACGUAGACGCCGCAUCGAUUAUGAACGAAAUUUUGGUUUUGGAUACGGCCGCGCCAUCAACGACAACUUCACCAUGCACGCCUACGCUGCAGCAAUUUGCUGUCGAGUUGCACACUGACCUGGGUCCAAACGAACGCGUCGGCUUGACAGGUGAUGUGAAAGCUUUGGGUGAAUGGCGUUUGGAGCGUGCUAUUGCAUUGCAGCCACAACAGGGCGGCCGCAAGUGGGAGGCCAAUGUGUUACUGCAGACUUGCCGCAACAUCAGCUACCGCUACUUUAUCUACACUGAGGACAAGCAAGGACGCAAGCAGAUACGCCGCUGGGAGACACGCCUGCAGCCGCGUGUACUCAAGCCUACUGGCGAGUUGGCUGCGGCCGAGACGCGCGUCGAUCGCUUUGGUGAUGCUGAUGGCAGCGGCGAGACGCAAGUGAAUCGCGGCUGGUUGACCAAUGAGUGCAUAGUGCAGCUGAAGUUCGAACGCGAGCAAAUGUUCCAGGUGCUUGAUAUUGAGAAAUUCGAUCCAGCCGAUGAGGUGUAUGUGAAGAUUUUGCCCCUAAAUGAAGAGAGCGAGCCAACUGAGGCGGGCGUGCAUGUAGAGGUGGCCAAGUUGAAGUAUGGUGAGAGUCACUUGCAGGCACAGCAGGCUUUCGGUAUUGCAUAUGAGCGCGGCGACGUUGUUGUAUUCCACAUCACAGCACCUUGUCCAUUGCAGACCGCCUUUGCGUUGCUUUUCCACACACCCGAUCAGCGAGCAGUCGGCAAGGCGGUCAUUACAGCCGAGCAGCUCGCUGGUAGCGAGGGUGUUCUGGAGUUGUCUAUUACCGAGCCGGUACCCGAAGCCACCACCAUCAUAUCGCGUCUAACGCUACCGUACCUGAUCGUCAAGCCAUUUGCCGACAAGACACUUGACUUCCGCACCACAUAUGCGCAUUACUGGCCCAAGAGCUGGCCCAAUCUGAAUGUUGGCCACCGUGGCAAUGGACGCAGCUACAUUGCAGAUCCGCCCGCCGAACGUGAGAACACAAUCGCUUCCUUCAUGCGCGCCUACGAAAAAUUCGCUGACAUGAUCGAGUUGGAUGUGCACUUGACAGCCGAUGGCGUGCCGGUGAUCUAUCAUGACUUUGGUAUGCGCACAGCGCGGAAGGGCAAGGAAAUCACCAAGCCAGAACAACUGGAGUAUGUGCUGAUCAAGGAUGUGGAUUACGAUAAGUUGAAGCAAUUGCGCGUGUUCGCCAUCAUCAAUGGCAAGCCAGUCGAGUUUCCGUCGCACAACGCCGAGCCACGUGUGGAGCAUCGCAUCUUCCCUACGCUAGUCGAUGUACUUGAGGGACUGCCCAAGUCCCUGGGCAUCGACGUGGAGAUCAAGUGGCCACAGCGCCGUGCUACCGGCGCGCCUGAAGCGCACCAGACAAUCGAUAAGAAUUUCUUCACCGAUCGCGUACUGGCGACCGUCAUCAAUCAUGGCUGCGGCCGUCCGUUACUGUUCUCCAGCUUCGAUGCGGACAUAUGCACCAUGCUGCGCUUCAAGCAAAACCUUUUCCCUGUGAUGUUCUUGACCCAAGGUCAGACGAAGAAAUGGUCACCGUUUAUGGAUUUGCGCACGCGUACUGUCGAACAGGCUAUCAAUAAUGCGCAAGCCUUCGAAUUGGCAGGCACAGCGCCACACGCUGAGGAUUUGCUGAGCGAAGAGGGCGCCGAGUUGCUGCGAAAAGCGCGCAAGCUGGGCCAAAUUUCGCUGGUCUGGGGCGAUGACUGCAAUUCGAAGGAGCGGGUGAAGUACUUCGUGAACAUUGGUGCGACUGCGACUUGCUACGAUCGCACAGAUUUAUACAUACCCGAAGACAAGGAGCGCGCGUUCUUCAAUUCGACUAGUCUAUUGGCACAAUUCGAGGACCAGUGUUUGCGUUAAGUGGGAGCAGUGUUAGAGAUAAUUGAAGGAGGGGGAGCGAAACUCCGCACACAAGGAGGGUAGUUAUUAAGUGACAAUGUUUGAUCGGCCUGUCGAUCGGCGAAAAGUGGGCGGGUCAUUUGCCAUAAAACGAUAUGUGCGGGAUAUACAAAGUAGAGGCAAUAUAUAGAAAUAAAUAUAAAGUAGAAAUAUAUAUAUUUUUUUAUAAAAAAUAUUCACAAGUAAAAUACUAACUAGAGCAAUAUUCAAAAAACUCCUAAAUUUAGAAAAGCAAAACACUUAGAGACAAAAAAAAUAUUAAUUAAUACACACACCAGCAAAUUUUGACAUAUACUAUUAUGUAAAUUUAUAAAACAACAACUACAUAUGUGUGUUCAAACUAAAAACAAAACUUAAGAAAAAAUAUGCUUUA